Molecule: messenger RNA, 1332 nt
Organism: Mercenaria mercenaria
Lineage: Eukaryota; Metazoa; Mollusca; Bivalvia; Venerida; Veneridae
Product: serine-rich adhesin for platelets-like
Exons: 9
Biological process (GO): negative regulation of apoptotic process; positive regulation of protein ubiquitination; regulation of cell cycle
Cellular component (GO): cytoplasm; nucleus
Molecular function (GO): cysteine-type endopeptidase inhibitor activity involved in apoptotic process; ubiquitin protein ligase activity
Source: RefSeq, a predicted model, not a curated record
AUGUGUGAAAGAAACGGUGUUUCAGCGGCACGUGGUUUAAGUAGAGCUGGUCAAAACACAGAUGCACAGCCUUCUGUUUCAAGAGCAACAGAAGGUUUACAACAAAGCAAUGCUCCAUCAUCAUCUACCGAAACAGCUGCUUGGACACGACAAACUAAACCUGCACCUGGUGCCGGAGGAAGAACAGAUCCUACAGUUACAGUGGUUGUCGAUAACCCCAAACAUCCAGACUAUGUCAGUAUAGAUUCUAGAGUAAGUUCAUACCAAGGAUGGCCAGAUUACCUGGAUCAAACCCCUAGACAGAUGUCAGAAGCAGGUUUCUUUUUUGUUGGUUCGGCUGAUUUUACCCGUUGCUUUUGUUGCCUCGGAGGUCUACGAAACUGGGAACCAGGAGAUGAUCCAAUGUUGGAACAUACUAGAUGGUUUCCACGUUGUGAAUAUGUCAACAAACUGAAAGGCGAGAGAUAUGUGGCUGCAGUACAGAGACGUCAUCAAGAAUAUAUGGCUGAACAGCAGAGACAACAAAUAGAGAUUGCACAAAGACGGGAUGAGAAUCGUUAUCCUCCUGAUCCGAUGACAACAGAAGCUGCCGCUGUCAUGCGUGAGAUGGGCUACUCUGCGGAACGUACGAGGGAGGCAAUCUUAGCUGUUAGACAACAAACAGGGUCAGCAAUGGUCACUACCCAACAAGUUUUGACCUGGUUACUGGACGCUGAAGAAAGACGAUUAAAUGGUAAUUCAAGUAACACCGAAUUAGGCAUUAGACCUCCACCUAUGUCCUUUUCUACAGCAACUUCUAAUGUCAACACCAGGACUCCGUCCUCUAUUGUGUACACAGGAACCAGUAUCUCGUCUUCAAUUGUAUACACUGGAACCAGCAUAGAUACUUCUAUUGUAAACACGACUUCAAGCAUUUCUGCCGCAACAUCCAUAGUCAGUGCUGGGACCACCACAUCUACUGUGAGUUCAACAUCAACAACUGCCACGGCUGGAGUCCAGCAGACUGGUACUCCAGCAGGAGCAGAAAGCUCUGGAACUAGGAACCAGCAGACUGGUUCAGGGAAUGGUUCCAGUUCUAAUUCAGUCAGUGGAGCCAGUGUAGAGAAGCAGUCUGGAGCAUCUGGUGGUGACAGUGACGAGUCGAAAUUAGCAGCCGAGGAAGAAUUAGGUAUUAGACCUCCACCUAUAUCCUCUUCUACAGCAACUUCUAUUGUCGACACCAGCACUUCAUCCUCUAUUGUGUACACAGGAACGAGUGUCUCAUCUUCAGUUGUAUACACUGGAACCAGCAUAGAUACUUCAGUUGUUAACAUGACUUCAAGCAUUUUUACC